GUCUACCCACGGAUAGCGCCGGCAUUUUGGCACUACCUGCGGGUAGAAGAGCAUGAGCAGCUCAGCUAUUCCUCCACACGGUCCAAGGCUCCAAGUGUUAUCAUCACAGGUCUCAAGCCAGCCACCAAGUACAUAUUUCAUAUCAGAGUCAGGACGGCAGCAGGAUACAGCGGAUAUAGCCAGAAGUUUGAAUUUGAAACUGGAGAUGAAACUUCUGAUAUGGCUGCGGAGCAGGGGCAGAUUCUUGUAAUUGCCACUGCUGCUGUUGGUGGAUUCACUCUCCUGGUCAUCCUCACUUUGUUCUUCCUGAUCACCGGGAGAUGCCAGUGGUACAUAAAGGCCAAAAUGAAAUCUGAAGAGAAAAGAAGGGCUCAUUUGCAAAAUGGACAUUUACGUUUCCCAGGAAUCAAAACAUAUAUUGAUCCAGACACGUAUGAAGACCCAUCUCUUGCUGUCCAUGAGUUUGCAAAGGAGAUAGAUCCUUCAAGGAUUCGUAUUGAGAGAGUUAUUGGGGCAGGUGAGUUUGGAGAAGUAUGCAGCGGACGUCUGAAGACACCAGGAAAAAGAGAGAUACCUGUUGCAAUUAAAACUCUAAAAGGUGGCUAUGUGGAGAGGCAGCGAAGAGAUUUCCUGAGAGAGGCUAGUAUCAUGGGACAAUUUGAUCACCCAAAUAUAAUUCGCCUUGAAGGAGUUGUUACAAAAAGAUCCUUUCCGACCAUUGGGGUGAAGUCUCUUUCGAGAUUCCUGAGGGCGGGAUUUUUAAAUAGCAUCCUGACCUCACAUCCAGUGUCAGGGGGUGGAUCUUUACCCCCCAGCAUUUCCUCUG
Molecule: messenger RNA, 826 nt
Organism: Pelecanus crispus (Dalmatian pelican)
Lineage: Eukaryota; Metazoa; Chordata; Aves; Pelecaniformes; Pelecanidae
Source: RefSeq, a predicted model, not a curated record